Syngnathus acus (greater pipefish) is the source of this 4206-nucleotide messenger RNA. It is a transcript of the gene cdh4, whose product is annotated as cadherin 4, type 1, R-cadherin (retinal). The record is from RefSeq and is a predicted model, not a curated record. Gene Ontology annotation, cellular component: adherens junction; plasma membrane; catenin complex. Gene Ontology annotation, biological process: calcium-dependent cell-cell adhesion; cell-cell junction assembly; adherens junction organization. The coding region runs from base 216 to 3011 and encodes 931 amino acids. Gene Ontology annotation, molecular function: cadherin binding; calcium ion binding. The transcript has 17 exons. Lineage: Eukaryota; Metazoa; Chordata; Actinopteri; Syngnathiformes; Syngnathidae.
GACGCGGUGGCUGCUCCAACGGUACCGGCGGCGGCUCUUUCUGUGACCAGAGCUGAGAGCUCAGCAUCUCUCUUGUCAGCGGCACUUCCAGCGCCAGACAAGUAGGCGCAUUUUUCCUCGCCGCACUCCCAAGAGGAAGAGACAAAAUCCGGGAAAUUACCGAGGUCUACUGAGCAAAGCAGAAGACUCUCAUCUUCCCCCUAAACUCUGCAAAGAUGAACAUAGGCUGCGUCAUCGCGGCGUGCACCUUAUUCGCCGCAGCAUCCUCGGGGAGUAAGACGGGCCUGUCCGUAAAACCUCCGUGCAGGUCAGGCUUCUCCCAGAACUUCUACACGGUGAUAGUUCCCAGGGUUGCGCUGCACGGCCAGAACAUUCUCAAAGUGAAGUUUGAAGACUGCCAACACAGCAGAGAGGUGGGCUUUGUUAGCAGCGACCCCAACUUCAGCGUGAGGCCCGACGGGGCCGUGUAUGUCGAGCAGGCGUUUGCCAACCUCUCGGAACCCGUGCAAUUCAUGGUGACUGCUCGAGAGCUGUUUGACCCGCACAUCUGGGAGACCACUGUUAAGCUAGCACCCGCUGGACAUCCGCACCCGUUACCCCUGACCAAGGUUAGUAUUGAAGAAAUGCUAUCAAGAGCCUUGGAUUCCCAACCCAAAGUCAUCAAAUUUACCCGAAAACAUCAGAGAAGCUCCUACGGGAAUGGACUCAGGCGACAGAAGAGAGAUUGGGUCAUCCCGCCCAUUAACGUACCUGAGAAUUCCCGAGGACCCUUUCCUCAUAUGCUUGUCAGGAUAAUGAGACAAGAACAGACGACGUACAAAAAGAUUCGCUCGGACCAGGACAAAGAUGUCGGCAUCCGCUAUAGCAUCACUGGGGCGGGUGCCGAUCAGCCCCCCAGCGGCAUUUACAACAUCGACCCCAUCAGCGGCAACAUGUUUGUCACCCAACCCCUGGACCGAGAGGAGAGAGCCUCCUUCCAUCUGCGGGCCCACGCGGUGGACAUGAACGGCAACCAGGUGGAGAAUCCAAUCGAUUUAUACAUCUACGUGAUUGACAUGAAUGACAACAGGCCCGAGUUUAAGAAUCAAGUGUACAACGGCUCAGUAGCUGAAGGAUCCAAACCAGGCUCGUCUGUUAUGCAAGUGACAGCCAGCGACUCGGAUGACGCCACCACGGCCAACGGUAUGGUCCGCUACCGCAUUCUCUCGCAGACGCCCCACAGCCCCAUCCCCAACAUGUUCACCAUCAACAGCGAGACUGGAGACAUUGUCACAGUUGCAGCUGGUCUGGACAGAGAGAAAGUCUCCCAGUACACUAUUAUUGUCCAAGCCACUGACAUGGAAGGAAACUUGAACUUUGGCUUGUCCAACACAGCCACAGCCUUGAUCUCCAUCACAGACAUCAACGACAAUCCCCCAGAACUAACAGUCAGGACGUUUUCCGGAGAGGUGCCAGAGAACAAAGUGAAUGUGGUGGUGGCCAACCUGACGGUGGUGGACCGGGAUCAGCCUCACAGUCCCAACUGGAACGCGGUGUACCGUAUUGUCAGCGGAGACCCUUCCGGACAUUUCACCAUCCGCACAAACCCUGUCACCAAUGAGGGCAUGCUGACUGUAAUUAAGCCAGUGGACUUUGAGAUGAACCGGGCUUUCAUGCUGACCGUGGUGGUGUCCAAUCAAGCCCACUUGGCCAGUGGCAUCCAGUCAUCGCUCCAGUCCACUGCCGGCGUCACCAUCUCGGUUCAGGAUGUGAACGAGCCUCCCGUUUUCCCGGUUAACCCCAAACCGAUCCGCUUUGAGGAGGGCGUUUCGGCAGGGACGACGCUUACCGUGUUUUCAGCUCAGGACCCGGACCACUUUGUCCAUCAGAUUGUCAGAUAUUCAAAGCUAUCAGAUCCCGCAAACUGGCUGAGGAUCAACAGGACCAACGGUCAGAUAACGACAAUGGCCCUACUUGACCGAGAAUCCAUGUAUGUGAAAAACAACAUAUAUGAGGCCACAUUUCUGGCCUUCGACAAUGGUAAGUCUGGCUCGCCUCAAGCCAGCGGGACAGGAACCCUCCAGAUCUACUUGAUCGAUGUGAAUGAUAACCCGCCCGUGCUGAUACCCCAGGAGGCGCAAGUGUGCCAGCGGGCACGCCCAAACUCCAAAAUCAAUAUCACAGCUUCAGACGCUGAUUCAGACCCCAAUGUGGGACCGUUUGGUUUUGAUCUACCGGCCUAUCCUCCCAGUUUGCGCCGCAAUUGGACCAUUACCAGACUCAGCGGCGACCAUGCUCAGCUGAGGUUAAGGAUUCCAUACUUGGAGGCCGGCGUGUACGAGAUUCCCAUCACCGUGUCGGACUCCGGGAACCCUCAACUUUCCAACCGCUCCUUGAUCCGAGUCAAAGUGUGUCCGUGUGACGACAACGGGGACUGCAGCGCCACGGGGGCCGUCGCGGCCGCCGGCCUCGGCACAGGCGCCAUCAUCGCCAUACUCAUCUGUAUCAUUGUGCUACUCAGCAUGGUUCUCUUGUUUGUGGUGUGGAUGAAACGCAGAGAGAAGGAGAAGCAGGCAAAGCCCCUUCUCAUCGACCCUGAAGACGACGUCAGAGACAAUAUCCUCAAAUAUGAUGAGGAAGGUGGAGGAGAGGAGGAUCAGGACUAUGACCUGAGCCAGCUCCAGCAACCAGAAUCUUUGGACCACAUCAUCAGUAAACCGGUGGGAGUACGCCGAGUGGAUGAAAGGCCUGUCAUCCCAGAGUCGCAGUAUCCCGUCAGACCCAGUCUGCCCCACCCUGGAGACAUCGGAGAUUUCAUUCAUGAUGGUCUUCGGGCAGCAGACAACGAUCCCACGGCGCCGCCCUACGACUCCCUGCUGGUGUUUGACUACGAGGGCAACGGUUCGACCGCCGGCUCUGUCAGCUCGCUCAACUCCACCAACUCGGGUGACCAAGACUACGACUACCUCAACGACUGGGGCCCUCGUUUCAAGAAGCUGGCGGACCUCUACGGUGGAGGGGACGAUGACUGAGAGCGAAGGAGGGGAGGGGAUGGGGUGGGCGGGGACGGCUUGCGAGAGGGCGGGGGGGUUCUUCGGCGUGAGGCGGCUCAUUUGGACGGACGCCCCCCCCGGAAAGCACGGGUACAAGCCGGAGACGUGACCCAGGUUGGAGACAUGUGAGGAGUGGACCCUUACAUGGGCUGUUGAAGCUCACUGGAAACAUGAAGUCCACUGCAACUGUAUUCUGGCUUUAUACUUUUCAAAUGUGUCCGUAUUGUUCUCUUUCUUUUGUUGUUGUUGUUCUCUCACCGUGCUGGACCCCGAACUCUCUGGGGACAAAUCAAGGCGGUCGUGAGAGGCGCACCUCCUGAACUUAAGCUUUGAUUGAUUGUUCAAAAGAAAAUGACCACGUCUUGCUUUAGUCUCACGCUGAAGAGAAUGUUUCCGGGGAUAUGCCCUGUGACUCUCUCAACUUGAAUUUCCUUAGAACAGAAGCACUGUCAUUUUAUAAAGUGCCUUUUGUGGUGUGAUUUUUGUAUCAGACUCCUGCUAUCUCAGGAUCGGUUGCCAUUCAUGCAGUACGGGAGAGGUCUGUCGCGUGCGUCAUCGCCUGCCCUUCGGCCUUGCCCGUCACUACCCCCUGAAACCCCGCCCCCUCCCCUUCAGCGCGGUCCAGGAGAGAAAGGCACAACCAGGACACACUAUUCACGCUCACGGGAACAAGGCCCCAAGUUAGCGAGGACAAACUUCUUGCCCAAGGAGUUGUUCUGUUUCUCGGUCACAAGUAUCACACAAAUCCAGGGACGAGCCGGUAUUGUGUUACAUCAUUUUUAUACUGAUUUGGGAUUUGUAAAUUGGUGGAGAAUGCCUGCCUUUCCUCUGUGGACUCAGACAUUUAGGGAGCCUUGAUGUUGAGAUGUUUGCCUGCCCUCUAUGGUUGUUGUGUUGCUUUCUCCACACUUGUUAAACUUCUAUUGGCAUGAUCUGAAGAAAGCGGGGACCUUAAAUGACUCAGAAUCAAGCCCCGAAACAUUAUCCACACCUUUAACAUUCCCGUUUUUUACAGUCCAGCGACAGUCUUGGAAGGUGCAUGAUUUUUUUUUUCCAAGUUUUCUUCAAAUCACUUGUUAGUAUGUGGUGAGAAUGUGAAAAUAGUCAACAGAAACUGUAUAAAUAUACUCUGUAUAAAGACACUGAAAAAAUAAAAACACUGUAACAUACAUCA